This is a messenger RNA of Raphanus sativus (radish), 953 nucleotides long. RefSeq lists its product as uncharacterized. The transcript has 2 exons. Bases 361 to 780 code for a protein of 139 amino acids. Lineage: Eukaryota; Viridiplantae; Streptophyta; Magnoliopsida; Brassicales; Brassicaceae. The record is from RefSeq and is a predicted model, not a curated record.
CUCCAACAAUCACAUCCAUUCCAUACGUUCUUCUUCCUCUUGCUUCGCGAAACCAAAAACCGCUUCUUCAUUGCUCGUUUUCGAUCUCAACUUUUUUUUCUCUGCGGAAUCGUUUGUGAAUGGUGGAAACGAAUCGGCUCGGUGGCAAGUCUACGCUCUCCCUUCCAAUCGAAAGGGCGAGCCUUUUACUCCCUCUCUCUGCCUCCUCUGUUUUCGCUUUCGGUUCCUGCAAAGAAGGCUGGUACUUCCGCUGCUUCGGCAUCGACCCUGAAUCCAAUCCCCCCCCCACAAUAGCCCUAAUCUCGCUCUGAGAUCUGUUUAUUUUUUUUCUUUAAAUCACUCUUGAAAAUUUCGAAAAAGAUGUUGCUUUACAACAAGCAGAAGAAGAACCAGAACAACGCAAAGAGAAACAGAAUCCUAAUCAGCGUUACGGUUCUUGGUAGCGCCGGUCCGAUCCGGUUCGUUGCUUACGAGGAAGAUCUCGUCGCCUCGGUUAUCGAUACUGCCCUUAAAUGCUACGCUCGCGAAGGUCGUCUUCCUCUUCUCGGAUCCGAUUUCAAUGAUUUCCUUCUCUAUUGCCCCAUGGUUGGACCUGAAGCUUUAAGCGCGUGGAGUGCAAUUGGAUCGCUUGGUGCAAGGAACUUUACUCUGUGUAGGAAACCAGAGGAGAAGAAAGUGGUCAAGGAAGGAGAAUCUAAUUCCAUUAAUGGAGCGAGGAAAGGAGGAAGCUUGAAGGCUUGGAUCAACAAGUCUUUUAGCCUCAAAGUCUCCACCCAUUGAAGAAGAUCUUCUUUUUCAGACAAGACAGUAUCCAGUUUUUGUGUCUCUUUUACUUUCGCUUUUUUUUGUUUUGAUUACGUACUCUGUCUGAAGCUUCCAUUGACAUUGAAGCUUUUUCUUUUUUUUCCAUCUCUCAUUCACCGGUAAUAAAAAAUAAUAAUUCUUGUGUUGUU